ACGAGUCUCCAGGCUGUACGGUGGAUGCAGCCUCAGUGGCCCAAGCUCCAAGAUGCUCCCUCUAGUGUCUUGUACGCUCACAGGUUUUUCCCGACCUUGGAGAGGCCGGGCGAUCUAAGGCCACCUACUACAGUAAAUCUAAGGAGCUUCCAAUCAAGUCCCGCGCGCCUCUGCAGUGCCGGGGUUGGAGCUCUCUGGACGUAAGGUCUGCCAUUCGUUUGCUUCCUCCCCUCCCAUUGGCCCCUGGGAGAUCGAGGCAGCUUUUUUUUACCGAUUGGGCGGGGCCCAACCGAGGGAGGGUCGGGUCUUUGAUAUCUUUUUUGCCCGGUUCCAAGAUGGCGUUCAGGACCACGCUGGGAAUGCAGCGUGAAGCCGCAGUGCUGCCAUCACUCAAGAUGGCUGCCCCCAUCAAGAUGACCGGGGUGUGCCGGGGGGAAAGGGGUAGCAUGAUGGUCUGAGACGGUCUAGCGUCGGACCAUGUGGAAGUUUCUGGGAGUGGGGAGUCGGAUGAUGGCGGGUGGGGCCCGUGGGGGGUAGCGGGAGCAAUAGCGUCCUUUCCCAGGAUAACCACGGCCCAUCCCUUGUCCUCUGGACUGAAAUGGGGAACACGUUGGGCCUGGCACCGAUGGGGGCUUUGCCCCGGCGGAGCCCCCGUCGAGAGGAACCUCUGCCCAACCCUGGGAGCUUCGAUGAGCUGCACCGGCUAUGCAAAGAUGUAUUCCCAGCACAGAUGGAGGGAGUGAAGCUCGUUGUCAACAAGGUUCUGAGCAGCCAUUUCCAGGUGGCUCACACUGUGCACAUGAGUGCUCUGGGCUUGCCCGGCUAUCACCUCCAUGCGGCCUAUGCAGGGGACUGGCAACUUAGCCCCACAGAGGUGUUCCCCACUGUGGUAGGGGAUAUGGACAGCAGUGGCAGCCUCAACGCCCAGGUCCUGCUCCUCUUGGCAGAGCGGCUCCGAGCCAAGGCUGUCUUCCAGACACAGCAGGCCAAGUUCCUGACGUGGCAGUUUGAUGGCGAGUAUCGGGGAGAUGACUACACAGCCACUCUGACCCUAGGAAAUCCUGACCUGAUUGGGGAAUCAGUGAUCAUGGUCGCUCACUUCCUGCAGAGCCUCACUCAUCGGCUGGUGCUGGGAGGAGAGCUAGUUUAUCACCGGCGGCCAGGCGAAGAGGGGGCCAUCUUGACACUGGCUGGGAAGUACUCAGCUGUACACUGGGUAGCUACAUUGAAUGUGGGAUCAGGUGGGGCCCAUGCAAGUUAUUACCACAGGGCAAAUGAACAGGUUCAGGUUGGAGUGGAGUUUGAGGCAAACACGAGGCUACAAGACACAACCUUCUCCUUUGGUUACCACCUGACUCUGCCCCAGGCCAACAUGGUGUUUAGAGGCUUGGUGGAUAGUAACUGGUGUGUGGGUGCUGUGCUGGAGAAGAAGAUGCCCCCGCUGCCUGUCACCCUAGCCCUCGGAGCCUUCCUUAAUCACUGGCGCAACAGAUUCCAUUGUGGCUUCAGCAUCACUGUGGGCUGAGGUUGUCCUAGAGCCUCCCCUCACAGCAGCUGGAACCUCUGAGUCAGGUGCCCUAGGGCCAGAGACUAGGCCUCUUUCCAGAGCCCACCUUGCUGGGUGACCUUUAGGUCCCAGGACCAGAGUGGGGGACAGGACCAUGCCCUCCUCAGAACUGGAGCUGCCACAGGGACAGCUGACGAGGCAAUGGUUUGAGGCUCCCACAUCUGCCACCAGCCCUGAUAUCAUCUUCCCAGGCUCUUGUGGCUCUAAAGACUAAGGGAGAAGGAUUAAGGGGUAUGUCUGGCUGAAUUGUCUCCCCUCACUCGCCCCUUCUUCGUUUCCCUGUCAAUUAAAGCUCCUAGCCUCUUCCUCUUCAGAGCAGAAAAUUCUGCAUGGGAUUAGCUGCCCAUCCUGUUUUCCAUCCCAGAGCCUCCCAAGGCUGGGAAAGAAGGGCUGACCUUUGACCUCAGAAAGUGGGGCCCACCCAUUCCCAGAAGGAGCUUCUUUACCUCUUAGCACUGAGGCUUCCUCCUUCCCCAUCUUCUGUGCUUCCAGAGAACAACUUUGUCCCCAAGGUCACCCCCUCUCCUCCCCAUGACUGCAUGAAGAGGCAGUUAUUACUUUAAUCUUUCAUUGCAACCACUGGGCUUUCUCCUGGUCCCAACCUCUGGUCCCAGCCUUUUCCCCUUUCCAGUCCAGUGUGUCCAGAUGGGCUGGGGAAGGAGGUGAGCUGGGGCCUCAGCUGAAGAUCUCCUGGAGCAGUGGCAUCAUGGCGAACAGUCCCUGGAUGUGCUGGAUUUGGUAUCCAUAUGCGUUGUUAAGGCUCCGGAGCUCAGCCAACAGGCCCAGCAGUUUUGCAUACAGAAACCUUGGAGGAAGUAGUGGGAUCACCAGGGAAAGAGGAAAGAAAUAAGGCAGCUGAGGGUCUUGUCCUGAGGCCCAGAUCCCUUGAACCCCUCAGUGAAGCUAGGUUUGAACACUAAAGAAAAUCAUGCUCUGGUAUGACAAAUUUAUCAAAGCUUCCCAAGGUCCCCAAGGGAGCCUCUGUCUGACAUUGUCUUAUCUCACCACGCCCAGUUUUUCUUGAACACAGAGCUCUGAGGACCAAGUGUGAAGAAAGCCUCAGACUUUCCAGAACUUCAAUGGUGUGGAAUCUGGGGGUCCGGCCUUCUAGAGCAGGUUCUAGAAUGUGGGUGUGUUCUAUGGUAUAAAGCAUUCCUCUUCUGGCCGAACUGGCUCAUUGAGGGAUGAGGGAGAACAGAAGUGGAGCAUACCUCAGAGCCUGGAGAGAUCAUGAACUGUUGAGCCAGGGACUGGCUUUGGCCAUGAAACUGUGAAUGACUAUAACCUCAAGGGGAAUGAAAAAGGAAUUGUCCCAAUGGAGAGGAGGGGAAGGGCCAAAGAAAGAGUGAGGAAGAGUCAUGAAAGCCUGCUUUGGUCUGGAGAAGUUGGAUUGGUGAGGAGAUGGAUGUCAUCAAUCUCAGGAAUGCUAUUAUACAGAGCCUGUGAGCUACUACUUUGCAUCUACUGAAUAAAAAAAUCUGGAAGGAGUGAGAUGAAACAGUGGUAGGAGCAAUUUGGAUGCUGGAACCAUAUGAGAUGGGAGGGGAGGACUAGACCCCCAAGGGACCUGGUUUCCCAAAGGAAAGGACAGGAAAAGCAUUCAUUCU
Molecule: messenger RNA, 3174 nt
Organism: Ceratotherium simum simum (southern white rhinoceros)
Lineage: Eukaryota; Metazoa; Chordata; Mammalia; Perissodactyla; Rhinocerotidae
Gene: TOMM40L
Product: translocase of outer mitochondrial membrane 40 like
Biological process (GO): protein import into mitochondrial matrix
Cellular component (GO): mitochondrial outer membrane
Molecular function (GO): transmembrane protein transporter activity
Source: RefSeq, a predicted model, not a curated record